Priceomyces carsonii is the source of this 642-nucleotide messenger RNA. RefSeq lists its product as uncharacterized. The transcript has a single exon. NCBI's taxonomy places the organism in Eukaryota, Fungi, Ascomycota, Pichiomycetes, Serinales, Debaryomycetaceae. Bases 1 to 642 code for a protein of 213 amino acids. The record is from RefSeq and is a predicted model, not a curated record. Gene Ontology annotation, biological process: mRNA cis splicing, via spliceosome. Gene Ontology annotation, molecular function: RNA cap binding. Gene Ontology annotation, cellular component: nuclear cap binding complex.
AUGGAAUUGAUAGAAGAAAAUUACCAGCAUUCUGCUGAAAGGCUAGACAAACCAUCACAGUAUUUGAUUAAAAAGGCCAUUCGAAGACAAAAUUUUGAAAACUUAACAAGGGCCCUUCACCUGAAGACUAUAUACGUAGGAAACUUGUCUCAUUUCACAACAGAGGAACAAAUACAUGAAUUAUUCCUGAAAUGUGGUCCAAUAGAUAGAAUAAUAAUGGGAUUGGAUCGAAACAAAUUAACCCCUUGUGGAUUCUGCUUCAUAAUCUACAAAUCGGAAGAUGGAUCUUUGAACGCAAUGAAAUACUUGAAGGGAACUUAUCUCGAUAGCCAAACUUUGGAAAUUGACCUAGAUCCUGGGUUCAGAGAAGGCAGACAAUUUGGAAGAGGUGUUUUUGGUGGACAAGUUAGCCAAGAGUCACAAAACAAUACCCAAAGAAGGCGAUUUGAAUACAGAGGCGGAUUUAGAGGACGAAGCAGAGGUAGGGGUAGAGGUACUUUCCGUGGACGAGGAAGUACAUUCAGAGGUAGAGGAAGAGGUGGAUUUAGAGGUAAUCUGGACUUCUCGAUCCAGAACCUGUCGGAUGCAACAUUUAAUGAUCAAACAUCAGUGAACAGUUCAGGGGAUAUGAAUACCGAGUGA